Castor canadensis (American beaver) is the source of this 1594-nucleotide messenger RNA. Lineage: Eukaryota; Metazoa; Chordata; Mammalia; Rodentia; Castoridae. The record is from RefSeq and is a predicted model, not a curated record.
GCAGAUCUCGGGACGAAUGGUCUUCAAAGAUGUUGCCCUGUACUUCACCCAGAAGGAGUGGCAGCUUCUGGGACCUUCCCAGAAGGAUCUGUACAAGGAGGUCAUGCUGGAGAACUACAGGAACCUGGCCUCGCUGGGGCAUUUGUUUUUCAAACCGAAGUUGAUCACCAGUUUAGAGAAAGGAGUUGAACCUUAUGUUAAAGACAUACCUGUCCCUGGAAAUCCCCAGCAAGAUGAUAAGGGAGUCAGUGGAAGUGACACCUCCACAGGGAAGAAGACAAAGCAGAAACUAAAGACACAAAUUUUGAAGCCAGGCAGUUCUAAGACUCCACAGGAGGAAAAAGUGCAGAAAAUAGUCCAAAGAGAUGAACCCCAGAGUGCAAGGUCAGAGAGGGCUUUGGAAAGUAAAAGCAACCCAUCUCUGGACAAGCAGAAGUGUGGCCAAUGUCUGACCAUAGUAGGGUCAUGCAAAAAAGUCUUUCUUGGCAAGAUAGGCCAUGAAUCUGUGGUCCUAAGGAGACUUUUGAGUCAAACACCAACAACCACAACACCAAAGAGCACUCCUGGAGGAGAGAAUUCCCCAAAGAAAGACAUUCAUGGAAAAACACAGGAUGCUGCAAAACAAAAGAGUGCCCGAAAGGGUAAGAACCACUUCAAAUGCAAGGAAUGUGGGAAGACCUUCAACCAGACCCUCCACCUCGUGGAACAUGAGCGAAUUCACACAGGAGAGAAACCCCACAAGUGUGAUGAAUGUGGGAAAUCCUUCAGGCACAGCUCUUAUUUCUUCACACACUACCGGAUUCACACAGGGGAGAGACCCUACAAGUGCAAUGAGUGUGGGAAAGCAUUCAACAGCAGCUCCACCCUCCGCAGUCACCAAAGGGUCCACACAGGGGAGACGCCCUUCCGGUGUGACGAGUGUGGAAAGACCUUCAAACAAAGCACAAAGCUGGCACGCCAUCGCCGGGUGCACACAGGGGAGAAGCCCCACAAGUGUGGGGAGUGUGGGAAGUGCUUCAGCCGCAGGUCGUCUCUGAGGGAACACAAAAGAAUCCACACAGGAGAGAAGCCUUACUGCUGCCGUGUGUGUGGAAAAACAUUCAGAGUCAACUCCCAUCUUGCAGAACAUCAGAGGCUCCAUCAAGAGAAAAGGCCUCACCGGUGUGAAGAGUGUGGGAAGUACUUACGAAAUGCCUCUCACCUGUCAGAACACAAGCGAAUUCAUGCACCAGGGACCCGAGAGGAAUGCCCAGAAUGUGGGAAAGCCUUCCCCAGCAAGGAGACCCUCCUUAAGCAUCAGAAGAACCAUGAAGAAGACACCAAGCACCUGUGUCAGGGAUGUGGGAAAUCCUUCAGGUGUAAGUCAAGCAUCCAGAGACAUCAGAGGCUGCAUGCUGGGGAGAAACCUUUCAUGUGCACUGAGUGUGGGAAAGGGUUUACUGACAGGACCACCCUGAAUAAUCACCGCAAAAUCCACUCUGAAGACAGGCCUGAUCCAUGCAGCCAGUGUGGGAGAGCCUUCAGACACCUGGCUACCCUGAUGCUCCACCAGGAGAUGCAUGCUAAAAAGGGAAAGCCCCGUCCUGCUGUGUGA